This is a messenger RNA of Pseudophryne corroboree (corroboree frog), 451 nucleotides long. RefSeq names its product ribosomal protein L29 (gene RPL29). Gene Ontology annotation, biological process: cytoplasmic translation. The transcript is spliced from 5 exons. Gene Ontology annotation, molecular function: structural constituent of ribosome. The record is from RefSeq and is a predicted model, not a curated record. Lineage: Eukaryota; Metazoa; Chordata; Amphibia; Anura; Myobatrachidae. The coding region runs from base 16 to 399 and encodes 127 amino acids. Gene Ontology annotation, cellular component: ribosome; cytosolic large ribosomal subunit.
GAUUGGUAAGUGUGUAUGCGUACCAAGUCAGCCCGACGGCCGGACGGUGGUUCAGUCCAGUCCAGGAACGUUCCAAACAUUGCCAUGUUGCGAGGGACAGAUGUAUGCGUUGCACCGCACCAUAGUAACCUCCCGGCGUGCAUUGCACCAGCCUCUCUUCCGGUCUGUGAUCCUUACCGUCUGGACGGGUUCAUCAUGGCAAAGUCCAAGAAUCACACCACACACAACCAAUCUCGCAAAUGGCACAGGAAUGGCAUCAAGAAGCCCAGAUCUCAGAGAUAUGAGUCUCUUAAGGGGGUUGAUCCCAAGUUCAUGAGGAAUAUGCGUUUUGCCAAGAAACACAACAAAAAAGGAAUGAAAAAGAUGUUGGCAAACAAUGCCAAGAAUGCUGCGAAAUAGGUGCACUUUUGGCGCCCGAUAUGUUACUUUGAAAUAAAAAAACCUGUUCAGA